Exophiala viscosa is the source of this 4343-nucleotide messenger RNA. RefSeq names its product chromatin modification-like protein VID21. The record is from RefSeq and is a predicted model, not a curated record. Lineage: Eukaryota; Fungi; Ascomycota; Eurotiomycetes; Chaetothyriales; Herpotrichiellaceae. Gene Ontology annotation, cellular component: NuA4 histone acetyltransferase complex. Gene Ontology annotation, molecular function: chromatin binding. The transcript is spliced from 3 exons. Gene Ontology annotation, biological process: DNA repair. The coding region runs from base 112 to 4239 and encodes 1375 amino acids.
CAAACAAUUCAUUUUAUCAAGCCCGAUCAUCUUCAUCCAUCCAAAUCUACAUUCUGUCCAAUUUUCAGCAAUUGAUUUCGAUGAAGUCCGGUCAAAGCAGCCACUGAUGAAAUGCAAGUCGAGCAGUUGCGCUCGAGAAGGUCUGAAGCACAACGUUGUUUGCUGUCGAGAAAGCGCAAGUUAUCUGAACUCUUUUCCAUCACCGCGUACCCUCUCACGCCCAACGACCCAACAUAUAAACAAAAACUACAAGCAUUCCACGAUGCAAACGACUUAACAAGAGGGCGUUCCUUCAACGAGUCGACUCUACCACCACGAACACAUAUACUCCUCCAGUCACGCCCGUCAAAGGCUGCCCAACAAACAACCUCUUCUAUACCGAAUACUCAUAGUAUCCCGCAAACAACAGAUGACUCCGAACACGACGACCCGCUCGGGCGCGCAUUGAAGAACACAAACAAGCAUGUCUCCUCAGAACAACCAGCGCAUUUAGAUGAAGGUGUCAAUGGUGAUGGAGUGGUUGAGAGUGGACUGCUACUAACGGGUCAGGCCGAACCUGAUGCUCAGCCGAACCAUGAGUCCGUGUCUGAAGACGUGCAUAAGGUCGAAGAAAGCUCUGCUAUUCAAGCAUUGAAGGCCAACAUCGUACCGAAGCCUGUCAAGCCUCCCGCCACUCCUGUGCCAUUAGCAGAGGGUCAGGUGUCAGAAGUCAAAGCCCUGAACGCGCAAGCGGAACUCGAAGAAGGAAAUGCAGAUCCCGUACCUGGCGCUGCUGCCGCUCUCCGACAAGCACGUCGAAGCCCUCCAAUUCUCGUGCCAAAUCCUUCUAAUGUCGACCCACAAUCUUCACCAGCAUCUACAAAUGACCCAGAUUCCGCAAACACUCCCGUUUUAACGGCCGCUUCACCGGUCACAAGCCCGGGGCUGGACUUACCACCUUCGACAGAUGAACUGACUCGGGAGGGAAAGCCCAGCAAUGUCAGUCCGAUAGAGUCGGAACAAUCGCUGCAUGAUGUCAGUGGACGAGAUCAGGAGGCCAUCACAGGGCAGCGACCACCGCUCGGAGAUGUGACAAUGACUGGGACGGAAAACGCCGAAAACGAUGCUGUUGCCUCGUCGGACCAAGGCGGUCAAAGACCCACCGUACGAAUAGAUACGCAGACUGAGAUCGACUCUUAUUUCAAAGCACGUCUCAAUACUGGCAUCGUCGAGAGUCCGGCGCAAAUGACUGCUGUCGGCACACCAAAAAGAGCUCUUCCAGUCACGCCGUCUACACAGGAGCCUCCAAAACGCGCCACGCGGAUAUCGUCUGGAGUCUUGCAGAAGAAAUCCGUGUCAGAGAUCCUUGGUGAGACACCGAAAGCAACGACGCCACAAGGUGAAUCUCCUGUCUCUACACCCGAUGGCCGUGGCGAUGUACAUGACAGGCGGAGCAAAGAACGCAGUAGACUGUCUACAGUCGUAUUUGCCAAGCCCCAGAAAGUGCCCAACGAUGAGGCUACUCUUGCGUUGGAGCGGAUCGACAACCGCCAGGUUCAGAAAGCGAGCAAUGGCGAGAGAGAUUACUUAUACACUCUCUUCGAGAACAAGGCACAUUCGAUGUCAAGGCAGACGUCUAUGACAUACCUUAUUCAAAAUGCUCACAAAACAUUAUCGACGUCGGAUCAUCUUGUUGAAUAUGAGUUGGCAGCCGAAUGCAGGAUAUUGAAGCGACUAUAUCAGCUUCAAGAGAAGCAACGUUGGGCAUUGAGACAGUACAAACGUGCUGAUGAAGCACCCAGACCGACGUCGCACUGGGACUUUGUGCUCGACCAUAUGAAAUGGAUGCGGACAGACUUCAGGGAGGAACGCAAAUGGAAGCUCGCCGCAGCGAGAGACCUGGCGGAAUCCUGUGCAGAGUGGGUUGCAAGCUCUCCAAAGGAAAGAGCAAGCUUACAGGUCCGCAUUCGGGCCCCAAGAUUACUCCCCAAGCUCGACGAGUCACAGGACGUUGACAUGGAUGAUGCAGCCGGACCAAAUGCUUCUUCACAGCCGACUCCUGAGUUGAUGCCUUCAAAUGAGGAUGACUCUAUGAGUGAUGAUAUUGCAGACCCUCGCGAGGUUCGAGCCGCGAUUGCUCCGGCGGCUUUGUUUUCGCUUGGUGCGUCCGACUUCAGUUUUGCCGCCGAUCACACGCCUGCUCUGGACAAACUGCUCAACGAACUUCCUUUAUACGAACCAUCAAUCAUCGAGCCGGAUCUUUCAACGUCGAAUCUAGCGCAACGCUUAGAUGCUCAGUGGAAAACUCCCAUCGUCCCUGUAUCCAGGUGGGCUACGGAGAAACUACCAGUCAAGGACUAUAGGCCUCCUUUCAAGCGAAGUCGGUACGAAUACGAACUCGAGCCCUCAAGCAGGAAAACUUCAGACAUUCUGCCACCAGAGGAGACCAAUGUUGCCUUGUUCAUGCCCGAGAACAAGCACAUUCGUGAUCGCAUUCACCCCGGACAUUCCUUCCGGCCACCUUCCGAACAUCCCAUGCCUACGCAAGCUUUCUUUGAGACCAGAUCAUCAUCGCAAUGGACUCAUACAGAGGACGACGAGUUACGCAAGCUUGUGAAAGACUACUCUUAUAACUGGUCACUCAUUUCGAGCUGUCUUACACCUAGGGGUUCCUACACAUCCGGAGCCGACCGCAGAACACCAUGGGAAUGUUUUGAAAGAUGGAUCGGAUUGGAAGGUCUACCCGCAGAUAUGUCCAAAACUGCCUACUUCAAGACAUACUCUGGCAGAAUCGAGGCGGCCGGCAGGCAUGUCGCUGCACAGAUUGAAGAGGCUCAACGGAGGGCUGGAGCCAACGUACAAAUUCCUGCCCGCAAAAGGACGACUCAGCCAAUACGGGUUGAACGCAAGAGGACGCAACGACAUCUGGCCAUGCUUGAUGCUAUGCGCAAGCUUGCCAAGAAGCGGGAGACUGCGCUUCAGAAACAACAACACCAAGCCGACCUUGCCGCGAUGCGGAAAGUCAAUGAUGCGAAUGUGCCCAAACCGGCCUACAAAACUCCCGCGGAAUUCUCGCAGCUUAAGCAGGAGCGGGAAGCGAAGUUGGCAGAACGACAGGAGAUAUAUCGACAGCAACUCAUUGCCCAUCAACGCGCAACAGCACAACAACAACGUGGUCAGAAUCCUCCGCCGAAUGGUGUGCCAAACGGUAUGCCUCUAGGGGCACCUGGCAUGCGCGGUCCUUCAUCCGCUGGUGGCAUGCCUGGGAUCCCCAACGGGAAUCUCCAGGUGCCCAAUGGUCAUCAACGUCAUCCUGCCAUGAUGGCCAUGCAAGGAAACAUGCAACUAGCUCCUGGUAUGGUUGCGCCCAAGGGUCUGACCCCGCAGAUGCAGGCACAGAUGCAAGCUCAAAUGGUUGCACGGGGUAACGCCACAUCGCCGCACCAGAUGCGCAUGCUGCAAGAGGCGAGUCGUGUCCAACAGGAGCAGCUGAUGCGUCAAGCGCAACAAGCUCAGAAUGGCGUUCAUUCCUCCCCCAACAAUACUCAUGCGGCGCUUGCUGCAGGUAAAGGCAUGAACAAUGCUGCUUACAUGUCUGCCAUGGCCAAUGCUAACGGCGUGGGCUCCCCUUCGGCUCACAUGAAUGGCGCCUCAGCCUCACCUCGCCCUACGACCGCUAAUUCCGGUCAAGCGUUGUCGAGCGGUCAUGUGCCGGUUCUGACGCAGAUCGCGAAUAAGAUUCGCGAACAUCACCCGAACCUGUCGGAGGAAGAGGUCAAUCGGCUGGCAUCUCAGCAGAUUACCCAGUACCAGCAACAGGCCACGGCAGCCGCAGCUGGUCAUACUCAGAAACGUCCUCAACCUCACAAUCAAGCUGCUCUGAACGCUGCUAUUGGCGCCGUUAAUGCCGGCAACGCAGCGGCCGCCCAAUUUGGCCAUGCCGCCGCGGGCGGAAUGAUGACUAACGAACAAAUACAGCAAUACAAUCAGCGAAUGAGGAUGCAACAGGCCCAGCAACACGCGGUACGAGGCAUGCAGGGACAAAUGCAAUCAGGGGUCAUGGGACCGAUUCCUAAUGGGAUGAACAACUCUCCUGUGAUGAAUAUGGCCAGGCCUGUCAGCCAGCACGCGAAUCAGGGACAGAUGAGUCGGAGCGCGACGCCGAGGGACCAGCGGAGCAGCAGUCAGAGCAAUGUCAAUGGCAAUGCUUCUGGGCCGCAGAGCAGUCCUCGACCGGCGCAGCAGAGCAUGCAGACUUGAAUGCAGCUUGCCAGAAGGAGGGAAGUUUUGUAUAAAGAGAAUAUUUGACUUUGAGUUGUUUGAGUAAGGGGAGGCCGACCACGCCGUCGUCGUCAAGCGUGUCU